Helobdella robusta is the source of this 441-nucleotide messenger RNA. RefSeq lists its product as hypothetical. NCBI's taxonomy places the organism in Eukaryota, Metazoa, Annelida, Clitellata, Rhynchobdellida, Glossiphoniidae. The transcript has a single exon. The record is from RefSeq and is a predicted model, not a curated record. The coding region runs from base 1 to 441 and encodes 146 amino acids.
AUGGUACCGGCAAGACUUGACAAUUCUUCCAUUAGAGUAAGUUUAUGUUUGAGACUUGGGUUGCCGGUAGUGUCAAGUUACAGAUGUUUGUGUGGAGCUGAUGUUUCUCAACUGAGUCACCAUGGCCUAUCGUAUAGGUUGGGUUUAGGAAGGCAAACAAGGCAUUCUGCCAUAAAUGAUUACAUAUGUAGAUUGUUCAAGAAAGCAUAUAUAUCUGCCAUUAAAGAACCAGCAGGCUUACUAUCUGAAAGUAAUGAAAGGCCAGACGGUUACACCCGAGUGCCCUGGUCCCAGGGUUGUUGUUUUGUCUGGGAUAAGACGUUUUGUCACACGCUGCACGAAAAGUGCAUCAAUUACAUGGCUAUGGAGCCAGGUUCUGCUGCGGUGAAAACUGCCGAUUUUAAGAAAGCUAAGUACAAAGAUCUUAACGACAAUACGUGA